AUGACUGUGACUCUUCAGGACUUGUCCAUGAUCCUGGCACUCCCCAUCGGCGGGGAACCGGUAUGUAUCAAUACGGCCUCUUCGGGAUGGCGCCAGCAGAUGGCGGAUCUUAUUGGUAGGGCACCGGAGGUCCCUGAGGACCCCGCUAACGACAGAGUGCCAGCGGGCGCAACAUACACUUGGAUAGUUGAAAACUUCUCCGAGUGCCGCGAGGAUGCUGCCAUCGAGGUGGUUGAGCAGUACGCACGAGUAUACGUGUGGUAUGUCAUCACACGCACUCUGUUUGCUGACGGGGAUGGCAGGGCAGCUCAAUGGCAUUGUCUGAAGGCCUUGACCGUAUGGGACUCCAAUUGGAGCUGGGGCACAGCUGCACUUGCCUACCUUUACCGGCAGUUGGACGAUGCUUGUCGUCGGAGCAAACCAGACAGCGGCAUAGGUGGUCCACUGCUUCUACUGUCUGUUUGGAGCUGGGAACGCUUCCCCGUUGGACGUCCGAAAACGUUGGCAUUCAAUGAUUGGGACGAUCACGAAGAUCCACUGCGGAGACCCACUUGGGCUUACAAGUGGGACCGUACGAGAGAUAACUGGAACAACAGUAAACUUCUGUACAAGCAGUACACGAACGAGUUCGACACUUUAACCCCUGAGCAGGUGGAAUGGCAGCCAUAUGGUAGUGGGGACGAUUUCGGAGUCCCAUUCGAUUAUGAGCUAAACCCGAAGUGCUUGGAAGAAAGACAUCUGUGGUUGAUGCGAUGUCCAAUGAUAUGCUUGUGGGCGGUUGAACUUCAUAACCGCAUCGUGUGA
Brachypodium distachyon (stiff brome) is the source of this 804-nucleotide messenger RNA. RefSeq names its product protein MAIN-LIKE 1-like. The record is from RefSeq and is a predicted model, not a curated record. Lineage: Eukaryota; Viridiplantae; Streptophyta; Magnoliopsida; Poales; Poaceae. The transcript is spliced from 3 exons. Bases 1 to 804 code for a protein of 267 amino acids. Gene Ontology annotation, biological process: meristem development; meristem maintenance.